AUGGGCCUCUUUGGAUCAUCUGACCCCGUCGAGAAGGAGGAGAAGCGCAUUGCCAAGGACGCCAAGGCCGAGGAGAAGGAGAUUCAUCGCCUGGAGAAGGAGCUCAAGCACGCCGAGAAGGAGCAGCACAAGGCGGAGAAGUCAGAGCACCACGCUGUCUCUGCCAAGGAGAAGUUCCAGAAGGAGGAGGCCAAGCUCGCCACCAAGCUCAGCCAGGCAGAACACAAGCACAACGAGGCUUUGACCCACCAGCAAAAGGCCAACGCCGAGCUGCAGCACUCUACUGAGCACCACGCACAGGUCGGAAACAAGGUCCAGGAGCUUAAGGCCAAGCUCGCCGAGACUGAGGCCGCUCACCACAACAACGUUGCCGACCGUGAACACAAGAUCGCCGACCUUCACCGCAGCAAGGAGCCCACCGUCGGCGCCGCUGCUGGCAGCGGCGUCCUCACCUCCGACUACCCUCAACAGCACGGUGCGGUCGGUACUGGAGCCGUCGGUGGCCAGCCCGCUUACGGAGCACCAGCCGCUGGCAUUCACCAGCAAGGCGUACCCGCUACUGGUCUUCACCAGCAGGGCGUACCCGCUACCGGUGCCUACCAGGGGGGUGAAUACCGGUCGCACCAGGAGGGUGUCCCGGCGACCGGUAUUCACCCCCAGCAGCAGGCGUUGCACCAGGGUGGUCUGGGCCAGGAGCAGGGUCAGGUGGGGUACGGAGGAGCGACCGAGGGGCAGCAUAUCGCCGACGCUCCCCGCAGAUUGUAA
Molecule: messenger RNA, 765 nt
Organism: Dioszegia hungarica
Lineage: Eukaryota; Fungi; Basidiomycota; Tremellomycetes; Tremellales; Bulleribasidiaceae
Exons: 5
Coding region: 1-765 (254 amino acids)
Source: RefSeq, a predicted model, not a curated record